Molecule: messenger RNA, 1422 nt
Organism: Colletotrichum higginsianum IMI 349063
Lineage: Eukaryota; Fungi; Ascomycota; Sordariomycetes; Glomerellales; Glomerellaceae
Product: Cip2
Exons: 1
Coding region: 1-1422 (473 amino acids)
Biological process (GO): carbohydrate metabolic process
Cellular component (GO): extracellular region
Molecular function (GO): cellulose binding
Source: RefSeq, a predicted model, not a curated record
AUGCACGCUACCAUUUGCCUCAUACUGCCAUGGGCGGCGUUGCUUGGACUUGCGAGGGCACAGCAAGGCGCGUGGGCCCAAUGCGGUGGUGUCGGCCACACGGGCGGAACGACAUGCAUCUCGGGAUAUUUCUGCCGAUAUCAGAAUGACUGGUAUUCGCAGUGUGUUCCAGGAAGCUCUGUACCCACAACAGGCCCAGCCCAACCUUCUCCUUCUUCUUAUUCUUCGACUUUGCAAACCUCUACGACAUCGCCCGGUGGAGGUCCAGUCACGACCCCGUCGGCGACGUCCACGGUGCCCGGCGGUGGCGGCAUCGCAUGCCCCGCUCUUCCUAGCGGCCUCGGGGCCUCCAGUUCGGUUCUGCCCGACCCCUUCACGUUCCAGAACGGAGGCAAAGUCACAUCCAAGGCCGACUGGACUUGCAAGCAAGCGGAAAUCAGCGCCCAGCUCCAGCGCGUUGAGCUCGGAACCCUCCCUCCCAAACCGCAAUCCGUCACGGCGUCAUACUCCGGGAACAAGCUCACCAUCAACGUGUCGGACGGUGGCAAGUCCACCUCUUUCGCCGUGACAAUCACCAAGCCCAGCGGCAACAGCGUCCCGGCCAUCAUCGCCUUCGGCGCCGCGAGCAUCCCCAUCCCGUCGAGCGUGGGCACCAUCACCUUCAACAACGACGAGAUCGCUCAGCAGCAAGGCAGCGGAUCACGAGGCAAGGGAAAGUUUUACGACCUGUACGGGAGCGGGCACAGCGCAGGCGCCUUAAUGGCCUGGUCUUGGGCCGUGUCCCGCAUCGUCGACGCGUUGGAGCUGACACCCUCGGUGGGCAUCGACCCAAGGCGUCUGGGCGUGACGGGGUGCUCCCGCAACGGCAAGGGGGCCAUGGUGGCCGGCGCGUUCGAACCCCGAAUCGCGCUCACGCUGCCGCAGGAGUCCGGGGCCGGGGGCGCGGGAUGCUGGCGGAUCGCCGACUGGCAGAACCGAAACGGCUUCACGGUGCAGGAUGCCAAGCAGAUCGUUGGGGAGAACCCGUGGUUUGGGCCGGCCUUCAACCAGUACACGGGCAGCGUCGACCGGCUCCCGUUCGACCACCACAUGCUCGCGGGGCUCAUCGCGCCGAGGGCUAUGUACGUGAUGGAGAACCCCGACUUUGAGUGGCUGGGGACGAUGAGCACGUACGGGUGCAUGGGCGGUGCGCGGAAGCAGUGGCGGGCACUUGGGGCGCUGGACGGAUUCGGGUACAGCCAGGUCGGGAACCACGGGCACUGCAGCUUCCCCGCUGCGCAGCAGGGCGAGUUGAACGCGUUUAUCGGCCGGUUCCUUCUCGGGCAGGCCGGCGUGUCGACGGGGGUUUUCAGGACGGACCAGACUUAUAACAGCUUCAAUGUUGAUAGCUGGUCGCCGUGGACGGUUCCAACGUUGGUCUGA